Molecule: messenger RNA, 1631 nt
Organism: Spodoptera exigua (beet armyworm)
Lineage: Eukaryota; Metazoa; Arthropoda; Insecta; Lepidoptera; Noctuidae
Source: the annotation of a GenBank genome assembly
UAGAUUCAUAACUUCGCAUCGAUUUUCAAGAUGGCAGUAUCAUUAGUGAUGUAGGUCAGGCGCAACAAGAAAGCGUUAGCUAUAAAUCCUUUUAAACUGACAUUGACAAUCUCAGAUCGUACCUCCAUGGUCAACACUUGAUUAAAGGUCAUUGCUUGACACGUCUAAAAUAUAAUUGAACCUCUUACAGUAAGUGUUGUGACUUAGAUACGAACAGUUAUUUAGUGCUCCUAUUUUAUCUGUGGCGAAAAAAGAUUAAUUAUUCAAAAUGUUCAAGACUUUAAUGUUUGUGGCUGCGGCUGCAGUGUUGGCGUCAGCCCAUGAUGACUCAAUAGAAGUAAAGCAAGCUAUCGUGAAGUUGGAUGGUAACGGUGUGUCUGGCCUGGUGAAGUUCAUCCGUUUGGAUGAUGGCAAGGUCCACGUGACUGGCAAGGUGACUGGCAUGCCCGCGGGCCAGUACGGCUUCCACAUUCAUGAGUCUGGAGACUUGUCUAAUGGCUGCAUUUCCACCGGAGGACAUUUUAACCCCAACGGAAAUGACCAUGGACAUCCUCACGAUGAAAACCGCCACGUUGGAGACCUUGGAAACGUUGAGUUCGACAACACUAAGACCGCCAACAUUGACUUCGUAGACCCUCAGAUCAAGCUGAACGGUCGCCACAACAUCAUCGGCAGGGCUCUGGUCCUCCACCAGGGUGCUGAUGACUACGGCAGGACUGACCACCCUGACUCCAAGAAGACUGGCAACGCUGGCGGACGUGUCGUCUGCGGAAUCGUCGGAAUUUUGUCCGAAGAACCCCCAACGGCUAAUUCGGCUGCAACUUCUACCAGUAGUAUACUGACAGUUAUUUCUAUUUACUCUUUAAUUGCUAUUUUAUUGAAUUAAACUAAGAUUAAUAUGUAACUUAUACUGUUCAUAGGAACUAAGGAAUAUGCUGUACUGUAAUUUAUGUACUUAAUUAUGUCAAUUGGCUUAUAUAUGUAAAUGUUUGGCAAAAUAUCUCGACUAGUUCCAAGCCAUGCAGCCCUGUAAACUGCGCAUCGUGUGUCAUGCUACGCUCAUAAUCAUGAGCCCCUUUUUGCGAGGGGAAUGUCAUCAAAUGUCUUCUCCCGCCCAGGGUGGGGCUGGAGGGAGUGUCAGACUCUUACUGACUAAAACCACCCCGUUCCUUCUCCUGCUCUAGGCCGAGGUCGCGGUGCGUUAUUGCGCUUGUCCCGCAACUCCGGCUGAACAUCAGCCCUAUAGGACCCUGUCUGAAUUAUAAGCCCCUAGCUUGGCUUGAAAUUAGUCGAGUUACUUUGCCAAAGAGUACCUACAUAAGUAAACUACCUACAUAACUUUAUUCAUAUACAAACAUAUAAAUUAUAAUGUAAAUCAAAUACUUAAUUUUUUGGAUUAUACAUAAUUUAAAUGCUAAAGAUAAAACAGUACAAAUCGAACGAGUCAUCCCGGGUUUGACCAGUGAUAGUCUUCUGAUUUUCCCAGUUACUUUUCUUGUUUUUCUUUGAUUUCAUGACUUUUCUUUUAACAAGAAAAACAAAAGCAUGGUCGAAUGAAUUCGAUAAUAGUGCUUAUCACUUUAACACCGAUUGUUUGUUAUUUAUUUAUUGUUUAGUAUAACAAUAUGGUA